GUUCGUUUAUUAUUAUAUUACGAUAUUCGUAAUAUAUUUGUCAUUGUCGGUUGCGACUGGUUAAGAACCAUCUCACUUUUCGCUUAAGGUCGUUUCAAAUUUUUUUUUUACAAUAGCUGUUUGUUAUGAAUAAGUAUUAACUUUGAUUUUAAAUUAUUUUAUCAACUUUUUAAAAUCGAUUUGUUCGAUCCUAACAAUUCCUUUUAUUCAACUGUCAACUAGUAACUACAUACCAACAUGCCUCAGAAUAAUAUAUUAUCAAUAUCUAGUUUGAAUUUACGUAGUCCAAUAAAAUGGAAAAUAGUGGCGACAGUUAAAAAUCUUUCAGACAUAAAAAUGGGACCAACCGGGAAAUAUUUCUAUGUUGAUUUAAUUGAUACUACAGGAGAAAUCAGGGCCAUGGCGUAUAACUCAGAAGCUGAUCGGUUGUACAAAAAACUUGAAGUAUAUAGUGUUUAUUUAAUAGAAAACGGAAAAAUACAAAAGGAAAAUAAAAAUUUCACAACUGAUAACAAUUUUGAAAUUAUAUUUAAUGAACAUUCCGUCAUCAUAAAACAGGAAUCAAAUGAUAAUGCGCCUAAGCUUGGAAAAUUACUUUCAAAAGAAAAAGAUUCAAGUGUUGCUUCACAAUCACAACACAAUGCAUUGCUUGAAGACCGUAGUCAAAAUAGUAUUGCCAAAGACAAGGUGUUUGAAAUUGACAAGAGACUAAAAGAAAUAAAAAAAGAAGAACUUGUACUUGCCAUGGAAAAAUUAGAUUUGAAAUAUGAAAAAAAAUUUUUAUAAUUUUAAAAUAACUAAUUACUAAUUUAUUAUAAAUUAUGAAUGAUAUUAUAUCCCUUUAAUAGUAUAAUGAUUUAAUAUGUUUUACUUAGCAUGACAAAAGUAUAAUUUCAUUAUUUUAUUUAAAUGUUUUUGAAGAAAUUAUAAUUAGGGAUCAUUUUAUUUUUGUCCUAAUGCAAAUUAUUAACUAUCAUUAUAAUAAUAUUAUUCUAUGAACAUUUACAACUUAAAAUCUGAUGAUAAAAUAUUAAAAUUUUAUUUUAAUCACGUACAGUCGUACAAGUUAAGUGUUUAACAAUAAAAUAAUAAUAAUAAUAUAGUGAAGUUUACAAUAAUAGGUGACGAAUAAAUGAUAGGUAUUCUUUUUUUGAACUCUUCAAUGACACAUCCUCAAAAUAAACAUUAUUAGCCAUUGGUAUCAAUAUUUUUACUAUAUCAGUAUUUUUUAUUUAUUCAUUGUAUUAUAAUAUUAAUAUUAACCAUAAUAUUUAAUAACUUUAAUAUAAUAAAGAAAAA
Messenger RNA from Metopolophium dirhodum (rose-grain aphid), 1299 nucleotides. RefSeq names its product replication protein A 70 kDa DNA-binding subunit-like. The transcript is spliced from 4 exons. The coding region runs from base 238 to 786 and encodes 182 amino acids. NCBI's taxonomy places the organism in Eukaryota, Metazoa, Arthropoda, Insecta, Hemiptera, Aphididae. Gene Ontology annotation, molecular function: nucleic acid binding. The record is from RefSeq and is a predicted model, not a curated record.